Messenger RNA from Papaver somniferum (opium poppy), 1761 nucleotides. RefSeq lists its product as uncharacterized. NCBI's taxonomy places the organism in Eukaryota, Viridiplantae, Streptophyta, Magnoliopsida, Ranunculales, Papaveraceae. The coding region runs from base 1 to 1761 and encodes 586 amino acids. The transcript is spliced from 6 exons. The record is from RefSeq and is a predicted model, not a curated record. Gene Ontology annotation, molecular function: zinc ion binding.
AUGGAAAGGUUGGAGACUCUUGGAAACAAAAACAACAUCCCUAAUCCUGAGUCAUUGGCAAAUGAGUUCAACAAAACAAUGAAGGUGAACAUUAAGUACCAUACAUCCUGGAGAGCAAGAAAUAUUGUGUUGCAGAAUCUUUAUGGAAUCUAUGAGGAGCAGUACAAGAAAAUUCCUGCAUUCUGUGAAAUGGUGAAGGAAAAAAUGCCAGGAAGUGUAGCUAGUUUCUCAUAUGGAAGCACAGACAACACAUUCUUGUCAAUGAAACUCUGCUUCAAGCCUGCUAUAGAAGGAUUCUUGGCUGGAUGUAGAAAAAUCAUUGGAUUGGAUGCUUUCCAUUUGUAUGGGAAGUAUGGUGGUGUGUUAAUGGUUGCAACAGGUCUAGAUGGUCAGAAUGGUUUAGUUCCCCUUGGUAUAAUGGUGUGUAGGAAUGAAACCAUUGAGAAUUUGAAGAUAUUUCGCAAAGACUUGAAAGCUAUACUGGGUGAAGACUUGCAUUUCACCAUUAUAUCAGACAAGCAGAAGGGGAUUAGUGAAGCUUGUGACAAAUACUUGUGCUUGGAUGAGCACAGAUUAUGUUUCAGUUCAAUGACUAAAUAUUACUUGGAUACUUGGCAUACAUUUGAUGAAGAAUUUCAAGAACAACACAUGGAUAAAUUGUUUUCUGAGGAUGAUAAAGAUGCAUUGUAUCUCCUAGAUCAAAAACCUGAAUGCUGGUCUAGGUCUCAUUUCUCAAAUGAUAGCAAGUGUGAGCACAUUAACAAUAAUUUCUCAGAAUCUUUCAACAACAUGGCCAAGCCCUUUAGGGAUAAUCCUAUCAUUACACUUGAACAAAUGUAUGCUAGCCUGGUGAUGGGUCUUUUCUUCAAGAGGAGGAAUGAAUGUGAAAAGUGGCAGGAUGGUCAGAUAGUGCCAAAGGCAAUGAAGCUGAUUACAAAGAUGCAUGACUUAAAUCAUCUGUUUGAGUUAACUAGAGAUGUAAGGGGAAAGGUGUAUGAGGUCAAGAGUGUUCAUGAUGCUGUGUUUGUUGUGGAUCUUCCCAAAAAGACAUGUAGUUAUUUGCAGUGGCAGCCGAGGGGAUUUCCAUGUCAACAUUUUGUAUGUGCUUUAACACCUUUGAGACCAAACUGGGUUGACUACUGUGACCCUGUGUAUAGUGUGGAAUAUUACAAAAAGACAUAUGCUCCAGAGUUUGAACCACUGUCAGCUGAAAUUGACUGGUUUAUUAAUCCUCCUGUUUUCAUAAGGAAAACUGGAAGGCCAAGGAAGAAGAGGAUUCCUUCUUAUGAUGAAGCUGGAAGUGUGAAGAAAAUGAGAAAGUGUAAGAAGUGUGGAGUUUAUGGUCACUAUGCAGUAACUUGUGGUGGUGGAGAGGUUAGAAAGAAUCCAAAGGAAAACAAGCCUAUAACCUGUGUUGAUGGCUCAACAUCAUCUACUUAUGUCCCUGAACCAUCAAAAAGGAAGUACAACAGAAAGAAACCAGUUGUUAGUGCUUCUGCAGGUGCAUCUACUACUGCUAAGGAUGGAAUGCAGAACAACAACAGUUCCAAAACAUGUGUUAGUGAAUCUUCUAAACAAGGUGCUGCAAAAUCAGGCCAAGGGAGUAAGAGAAAGGCUUCUUCUCAACCUGCUUUCAAUCAGAAUAACAAACUUGUUGGAUCUGUCAACACCAAAGUCACCUUCAAAGUUGCAGAUCCAAAGGGAAAGAAGAAGAAACCAAAGAAGUACAUGCAAAUAUUAUUCUAUGUUUGUGUUGGUUGA